UUUGUAAAUCAAGUUUUCUUGAAGCAGGAUUCGAUACGGUAUUUUUUACAAUAAAUAUCAGUUUUAUUUAUACCUAGCCGUGAUAAGUUCUCCGGCAGUUUGUAUUCUGGCUUGAAAACUUUAAAAGAAACAUGGCAUUACAAAGGCACAUCUUUUUGGCUACAAAGCAAUACAUAUCAAGAUGCUCUAUCCUCCAAGCCAACCUUAGACAGUCAUAUUGUGAAUUACGACACAAAUACAGCACAGAAGCCUCGGAAGAGAGAAAGUUCACAGACCGCCAUGAAUGGGUAGUUGUUAAAAAUAACAUUGGGACUGUAGGAAUCAGCAAAUAUGCUCAGGAGUCUCUUGGUGAUGUUGUGUUUGCUCAGCUUCCUGAACCGGGUACAGAAAUCAAAGCGGGAGACGAGUGUGGAGCCCUCGAGAGUGUAAAGGCAGCAAGUGAGAUCUAUUCACCGGUUACAGGCACCGUUACUGAGAAAAACGCUGAAGUAGAAAGCAAACCUGGUCUGAUCAAUACCGCCUGUUACGACCAAGGCUGGCUUUUUAAACUAAAGCUGUCUGACCCCUCCGAAGUCUCUAAGCUGAUGAAUGAAGAACAGUAUGAAACGUUCCUAAAAACAGACAUGGACAAGGACCAUUAGUGAAUGUGUUAAGUUUUUGUUUUAAUUUUUAACUUAAAUGUGAUUAGAUUUAAAUAUAUGGAAAGUUAACA
This is a messenger RNA of Cydia fagiglandana, 712 nucleotides long. Its product is annotated as glycine cleavage system H protein, mitochondrial-like. NCBI's taxonomy places the organism in Eukaryota, Metazoa, Arthropoda, Insecta, Lepidoptera, Tortricidae. Gene Ontology annotation, biological process: protein lipoylation; glycine decarboxylation via glycine cleavage system. The transcript has 2 exons. Gene Ontology annotation, cellular component: cytoplasm; mitochondrion; glycine cleavage complex. The coding region runs from base 132 to 641 and encodes 169 amino acids. The record is from RefSeq and is a predicted model, not a curated record.